AUGUCCACACCAAACAACACACCUCCAUACACACCCAUGCCCUCCCUCGGUCACGAGCUAGGCGUCAUGUUCGGUUUCAUCGUCGCCUGUUUGCUAAUUAUGGCAGUGUACACCUAUUUCUGGCGGGGUAUGGCCAUCAAUCCCACCCACCCUGCGGACCGCCGCGACAAGCAGCGGGAUAAGGAUCGGCAGAGGGAGCUUGCGCAGCGGGCGUUUCGGUACGAGCGCUUCCGGGUGGGAGGUCCGCGGGAGAAGAUGCAGAGGGACAUUGGGGCGCCGGGAGGAGCUGGAGGUACGGAGAUGAGAUGA
Molecule: messenger RNA, 309 nt
Organism: Aspergillus fumigatus Af293
Lineage: Eukaryota; Fungi; Ascomycota; Eurotiomycetes; Eurotiales; Aspergillaceae
Exons: 2
Coding region: 1-309 (102 amino acids)
Source: RefSeq, a predicted model, not a curated record